AUGCAGCAUCAUCUCGCACAAGUUCAUCGAAACGAUCCAAGGUUACAUCUCAUAUGCGAAGUACCUGACUGCCAUCACACUUUCGCUAAGAUUAACUCAUAUAAGAGCCAUCUGAGACGAAAGCAUAGCGACGUAAAUCUUAAGUUAGCCAACACUCCAGAAAUUGAGAAUAUAAAUGUAGAUCUCCAAGACCAACCGAUACAAGAUUGUGGAGGUGAACUUUGUAAUGGAAUCGACAAUGUGCAAGAGAACCCUGUUCAAGCGAUGAGAGAUCUUAGUGCAAAAUUCAUUUUGAAAACCAAAGAAACUAACUUGUUAACACAAAAGUGUGUGGACAAUAUUGUUGAAGAUUCAACUGAGCUGGUUCGAGGUACAGUUAAUGCUCUCAAGAGUGGCUUACAAAGUUGCUUGAUCAAUGCUGGGCUUAAUUUUGAUGAAGUUCCAGGAUUAUGUCAACUUUUUGAAGAGGAUAAUCCAAUCUCAAAUCCCUUUGAACAUGUGUCCACACAGUACAAACAAAAUGCAUACUUUAAAAGUCAAUUUGGACUGGUGCAACCUCAGCGUAUUACUGUUGGCCACAGUUCUGUAAAGAGAAGAUCUGGAACAAGCUUCAAAGAGGUCCUAAAAGAUGAUGAAAUAAUUUACGUCCCAAUUCUUGAGUCUUUGGAGCAAAUGCUCAACAAUGACUUCAUACUUAAAGAGGUUCAGACUGGUCAUCAACGCCAGCAUGGCAAUGGUCUGAUUGAAGACAUUUGUGAUGGCCAUUUAUUCAAGACCCACCCAUUGUUCUCUUCUGAUCCAAGUGCUAUUCAGUUAAUGCUGUAUUAUGAUGAUGUCGAAAUUGCUAAUCCUCUUGGAAGCAAGGCUGGGAAGCACAAAUUAGGAGUUGUUUACUACACUUUGGGCAACAUUGACCCUAAGUACCGAUCACAACUUGAUUCAAUUCAGUUGUUAUUAAUUGCCACAACACCGGUCAUCAAGCAGUAUGGUAUUGAUGCUUUGUUAGAUCCUUUUAUGAAUGAUCUUGAGCAUCUUGAAAAAGAUGGUGGUUACCAGUUUACUAUUAAAGGUGAGCCACAGUCCUUUGCUGGAACAAUUGUAAUGGUUUCAGGAGAUAAUCUUGGUUGUCAACUAAUCGGAGGGUUUAAAGAAGGACCAGGUGCACACCUGAAGUGUCGACAAUGCAUGGGGAACACACAGGAAAUCAAGUGCAAGUUCAUGGAAAAGUAUUUCACCCUCCGCACAAGAGCUGGCCACAACCGGCAAUGCCAAUUAAUUGAACAGGAUCAAGGACUCAGCAAAACAUAUGGGGUUUGCAGGCUCUCUGUUCUUUGUAACUCACGUUACUAUCAUGUGGUUGAUGGCUUGCCUGGUGAUGCCAUGCAUGAUAUCCUGGAAGGUGUUCUUCAGUAUGAAUGUAAAGAAAUGCUCAAAGAGUAUAUUUUUAAAGAGAAGUAUCUUACACUUGAGCAGUUAAACGAAAGGAUGCGCUGUUUUGACUAUGGAUAUUUCAAUGACAGAAAUAAGCCAUCACCAAUUGCUGUUCAAACUCUGAAAAAUGAAGCGCACAAUCUCAAGCAAAAAGCAGGACAAAUGUGGUGCUUGGGAAAAUUUCUACCCCUCAUUAUUGGUAGUUCAGUUCCUGGUGAUGAUGAAAGAUGGCUGCAUUUCUUGCUGCUGCUCAAGAUUGUUGACAUUAUAUUUUCACCAGUUGUGAGCGAAGAUGACCUAAGCAUCCUGGAAGGUUAUAUUGAGGAAUAUUUAUGGCUGUUUACCAACAUAUACCCUGGAUGCCCUCUUAUUCCAAAGAUGCACUAUUUGGUGCACUAUCCUGCACAUAUUUACAAGUUUGGACCCAUGGUGCGUAGUUGGUGCAUGAGAUAUGAGGCAAAGCAUCGGUACUUUAAAAGAUUGGCUGCAUACAUGGGUAAUUUUACCAAUGUUGCUCUCAGCUUGGGAGAGCGCCAUCAGACACGCAGCUGUUAUCUGAUGAAUGUUCAAUGUGGUGGCAAUACUAGCCCUCUUGCAAAGCAGCCUAAAAUUGAGUCUGGAAAACAAGUUGUUGCAGGAGACAGUGAAUAUUUCCAAUUAUUAAAAGAUAGGGAACCGACACUAGCUGACACCAAUGUCCUGCACAUACAAAGAAAAAUUUCAGUUCAUGGCACAGAAUACAGAGUUGGUGCUGUGGUGCAUGUUGAAAGUCUGCAUAAUGAUCUGCCAGUUUUUGCAUUAAUUGUAGAAAUAUUUGUACUUGCUGUAGACAAGAUUUAUUUUAUUCUGGAGAGAUUUAUAACAGUUAAAUUCUCAUGCCAUUUCCAUUGCUACGAAGUUCAAAGGCAUGCUAAUGCACAAGCAUUUAUACUUCAGCCUACAAUGCUAAGGAUGUACCUUCCCAUGCAUACAACAAAGGCAUCUUCCUGCGAAAGUGAUAUUCUAUAUGUCAUGCCAAGAUAUCAACUCCCACAAACACUUUAGGGUUUACUGUAAAUAUUAUUGUAAAUUAUUAUUGCAAUUAUGUCAAUGUAAAUAUAUAUAUUGCUGUAAAUAUAGAUAUUAAUGUAAAUAUAGUUUCCACAAAAAGAUGAAUUUAACAACGUCAACGCUUAAUUCAAAUAUCCGGUACGGCCUCUUUUUCGCUGGUACAGCCAGGCUAUGCAGGCUACGUGAUGAUUCACCACGUGCUCAAGAUGGCGGAACGAGUAAAUAUUGAAGAGAUUAGGCAUGAAAGCCAAGAGAAAGAUGAGGCACUAGUCAAACAAAGACGCGAUCGAAAAGAUGAUCCAGAUAAGGUGUUUGAGGCAGAAAAGAAAGAAGAAAAGAAAACCAGCAGGAAAAGAAAGAAAAAGAGAAAAGAAAAAAAAGAAAAAAAAAGGAAAGUGGCAGAAGAAUACGAGUCAGAUGACACUGUUGUUGAUGUCCGAGAGUUUGGAGAUAAAGAAGAGGAAGCAUGCACUUUGGAGAGGACUGAGUCUCUCACACCUUAUGAAUUGGAAUUGCUGUACGAUAAAAAAUAAAUUUGUUAAAAGCUG
This is a messenger RNA of Dendronephthya gigantea, 3029 nucleotides long. RefSeq lists its product as uncharacterized. Bases 1 to 2475 code for a protein of 824 amino acids. NCBI's taxonomy places the organism in Eukaryota, Metazoa, Cnidaria, Anthozoa, Malacalcyonacea, Nephtheidae. The record is from RefSeq and is a predicted model, not a curated record. The transcript has 13 exons.